Molecule: messenger RNA, 5096 nt
Organism: Anopheles moucheti
Lineage: Eukaryota; Metazoa; Arthropoda; Insecta; Diptera; Culicidae
Product: neuroligin-4, X-linked-like
Exons: 14
Coding region: 271-3588 (1105 amino acids)
Biological process (GO): postsynaptic membrane assembly; synaptic vesicle endocytosis; neuron cell-cell adhesion
Cellular component (GO): postsynaptic membrane; cell surface; synapse
Molecular function (GO): signaling receptor activity; neurexin family protein binding
Source: RefSeq, a predicted model, not a curated record
GGUAAUUCAGUGUCAUUAUGCAGUGUGAGGUGCGUUGGAAUUGAAUUGGUAGCCCCAGCAAGGAAUAUUAAUUGCAGCCGUGAAUUGAAUUUGUCGAAUCGCGUUGGCUUGCUUUCGCCAACGCGUGGCGUCGCGGAAUGUUGUGCGCGGACGGUACCUACCGCAAUCAUCGUGGUACCCAAGCCGUACCGUGUCAUUCGUGUGCGUAGAAUGGCCGAUCCUCAUGCGGGGAACCGGUAAUGUUCCCCCAUUCGUUAACCGCACUGUACAAUGCAGGCCCACGAUGGGCCAAAGCGAUCCUACCGCCACGACCGUCACCAACAGCAGCAGCAGCAACAACCCUUGCCGGAACCGGAAGUGAGCAGCCGUGUCACGUCCUGUUUGGGAUUCGUGCCGCAAACGAAACUCGCCCCAAUCCGUGCCACGAUCUGGCUGUGGGUGCUGUGUGUCUGCAGCUUUGCCGUUGCUCCUGCCCGGGCUGGACCAAGGUACAGCUCGCGCAUCGUCGAUACAAAGUCGGGCGCUAUCCGGGGCGUUAUUCUCGAGCUCAACUCGAAGCACCUCGAGCCAGUGGAGGUUUUUAAAGCUGUACCGUACGCGACACCACCGAUAGGAAGUUUACGUUUUGAGCCACCGAAGAAACUUCCACCGUGGAAAGGAACCAAGUUGGCGGAUACGUUUGGAUCCGUAUGCCCACAGAGUUUUCCCGACAUCAGCAAUCGGACGGCGGCACUGCUCUCGAUGCCGAAGGGGCGUUACCAGCAUCUGAAGCGACUGCAGCCAUUGCUGGCGAACCAGAGCGAGGACUGUCUGACGCUCAACAUUUACGUCCCCGGAAGUGGAAGCCGCGGACUGGAGGCACCCUAUUCAAUUUUCUUCUACAUCCACGGCGAAGCGUACGAUUGGGGCUCCGGCAAUCCGUAUGACGGUUCGGUGUUAGCCAGCUACGGUCACGUCAUAGUUGUUACAGUCAAUUUUCGUUUAGGAAUACUCGGUUUUCUAAAAACUCGUGCCUCACUGUCACCCGGUUCCGGCGGUAAUCUAGGAUUAAUGGACAUCAUUCUCGCUCUGCACUGGGUACGAGAUAACAUUGCGUCGUUCGGCGGUGACCCGAAGCGCAUCACGCUGGUGGGCCACGACACGGGAGCCGCACUCGCGAAUCUCGUCCUGAUCUCCAAGUCGGGAAAGGGUCUCGUGCAAAGAGCGGUCCUUGUGAGUGGUUCGGCACUCAGCCCUUGGGCACUCAUCCCGGAUCCGGACGCGGUGCGGUUGGAAGUGUCGCAGCAGAUGGCGUGCCAUCUGGUGCCGACCCGGAACGGUCGGAAACCAUCGACAGAUGACAUUACCGAAUGCCUGCGGGAUAAACCGAUCGAGGCGCUCAUGGGCGUACGGUUGACCAACGUGCGGUUCAUGCCCUCGUGGGGACCGUCCCUGCCGCUGGAGGACUCGAUGGAUCCCGAGUUUGCCAUGGAGCAUUCGGGCGAAGGCUUCAUCACCAGCGAGCUAAUGCUGGGCAUGAGUACCACCGAAAGCUACAACGACUUCAGCGCGUCAGACAUUCAGUACGGCCUGGAGGAAGAUCAACGGAACAGGUUGCUGCGGACGUACAUUCGCAAUGCGUUCACGUUCCACCUGAACGAGAUAUUCUCCGCCGUCCGGAACGAGUACACCGACUGGGACAAGCCAAUCCAACAUCCAAUCAAUAUCAGAGACUCAACUAUGGAAGCCUUGAGCGAUGGCCAUACGGUGGCACCCAUCAUUAAGGUGGCUUAUCUGCAUGCAAGACGAGGCGCAAAGACUUACAUGUUUCAUUUCGGCUACCAAAGCAAGGAAAGCGAAUAUCCGCAGCGGCUGGGUAGUGUCCGGGGCGAAGAACUGCCGUACAUCUUCGGACUGCCGCUUGUGCAGGGCGGUCCGGUCUUUCCGCAGAACUUCUCGCGCCAGGACAUGGGUGUCAACGAGGCGGUGCUGAACUUCGUGACCAACUUCUGCAAAACGGGUGACCCGAACGAGGCCGGCCACCAGCAAGCCCAACCGCUCCAUCCCGACUACGGUACGUCGAAAGAGCGGACCCGUUUCCGGCUCAUCACGUGGGAAACGUACGAAACUACCACGCAGCAGUAUCUUAGCAUCUCAACGAAGCCAAAAAUGCGCAGCCACUACCGGGGACACAAGAUGGCACUUUGGUUGAACCUAAUUCCGCAACUUCACCGACCGGGCGACCCGGAUGUUUCCAUGCGACACCAUCACUUCCGUGAGCGGGAACCACACUAUUAUGCCGGAUCGGUGCGUGCCGAAUCGUUUAGCCGCCCGCGAUCACUCUACCAGAACGGCGUCAUCAACGAUGCGCAGGAAUCGCGCCAGGAAUCGUUCGGCACCGAGUGUACGCCAGAUCCGACGAUGGGUGAGGUGCUGCAGGAGAGCGGCAGUGGUCCGGGUGACCCGAUCGGGAACGUGCUGAGCGAGGAGGAGGAAGCGGAACUGCUGGAAAAGCUUGCCAACCGGCACUACUACAGCUACACAGCUGCCCUCGGCGUUACGGUCGGGGUUGGUUGUCUGUUGCUGCUGCUCAACAUGUUGAUCUUCGCCGGUAUCUACUACCAGCGCGACCGCACGAAACGGAAAUCGCAAGCCUCGCAAUCGAGCGGAACGGUCGGCGGUAGUUGCGUUACGACCGGUACAUCCGCCUCGCUGUCGGGCAGCAACGGAACGCCGGACGAAUCGGAAAUUCCACUCACGAGCAUACCGACUCCAUCGCCGGUCAAAGUCAAGCGUACGUUUGAACCACCGCCCAGCUACGCGACACUACCGAAGCGAACAGCCGGGAAUAACAAUGGCGCCGGUGCGGGCGUUGGAAGCGUACAUCAUCAGCACCACCAUCAUCAUUUGCAUCAGCAUCUGGCAGGCGCUUCGAGUGGGACGAAAGAGACGAAGCUUGGUUCACCGCCGACGUCCACCCAUCUCCGGUCCGGUUCCAGCACGCUCGGCCGAUCCGGCACGGGGAGUUUCUGCGACUCGUCCACAAACAGUCGGCAACAACCACAACAACAGUAUUUGGCCCAACAACAGAUAAUCUCACCACACAGCAGUAGCGUCGCCCACACGGCAGUGACAAUAACGCCGACAGCUACCGUCAGCCAUCAUCAGACGUUGCCACGCGCCAGCAAAGCGCCCCUUCCACCGAUCCGUUCUACGACCAGCAGCAGUAGCAACGCUUCCACAUCCUCCGGUACGGCUUCCACCUCCAUCGCGCCACUGACGUCCAUCCUUGUAAAUAGCAGCAGCAACAACCACCACCAUCAGCAUCACUAUCAGCAGCAGGGCUGCGAGAUGGCAACACUGCCACCGCAACCAAACAGCAACGUCAUAACGGUGGAUCUGGUAAGCUCGACUACGGCGGCCACCGGAAGCUCAUCGAGUAUGGGUGGCCAACAUCAUCAGCAUCACCACCAUCACCAUCAUGCGCACCACCAUGCGAACGGUGGUGGACCGGCCGGCACGACCACCGCAGCGAACACUGCUGGACCACCCGCUGGCAGCACGGCCACGCUCAAGAAACGCGUCCAGAUCCAGGAGGUAACCGUAUAGCAUCGGUACAGCACAGCUGACGACGACCAGGAAGCUGUGUGAAGACAUAAAUGCACGUUACGCUAAACGCGUGAAUAGGCGAUCGGUUCCGAAACGAACGAAGGCAGCGAAUGCUUGUCGUCGACAGGGGUGGCAAACAAUCGAUUGGACGGUAAAUCAGGCUGCAUGAUUUUAAAUAUUCCAAGCUAAAAAUGUUCAUCACCGUGCAGCUGCUGCUGCCAUCUUGCUCAAUCCCACCAUGCAGCUGAUUGGCAAUGCAAUGAUUCUUCAUUUACUCACUUCGCACUUACCGGAUGUAGAAAAAAAAACGCCAUUUAUUCAAUCGAUUGGAAGCAUUUGCAGCCAUUUCACCAUUUUCAAAUCAAUAAAUCUUUCCCAGCUCCAUCCUUUAAGACGAGCACACGAAAAAAUCUCAACCAGCUUGUGAAAGCUCUCUUCCCCAUUCGCAACAAGUUAAAGUCAAGUUUAGCCUUUUUUUUUCGCUUCUCACUGUGUAGAGAUUUUGCUAGGUUCUAGUCUGCUGCAAAAGCGAGUAGGAUUAGUUCCUACAGAAAAAAAGAAACCAUUUGCUCUGCUGCUUCCCCAUUUUUCUUUUAUCGAAAACCCGUGUUUGCCCAUUCGAUCGAUUGCUGCCCGAGGUCGACAAUCCAAAUCAAGCUCCCCCGUGUUUCGGGAUGGUACAAGUGACCGUACCGGGAGAAUAAAUCUCAACUGUAAAUAAGACACGAUGCCGCCCCGAAUGAAACGGAGGGAUGUAUCUGGCCGUAACCCUGUUCCUUUUCCUUACUCCACACACAGGUGAAUUGGAGACACAGAAAAAAAUCGAGGAAUUGAGAUAGGGAGGUGGAAGAAUUGUGUGUAAAAGUGUAGCAAAAUUUAAGAGCGCAUUCGGCUGAGGUUUAUCGAAUGCGAAACGAUAUUUAACGUUACUGUAAGGGUUGUUUCUUAACGCUGGGUGAGCAAUGCCAGGAAUUGGAUUUUCUGGUACAACAGCAUCCAGGUUGGCAUUGAAGUUUUAAAUCUCAAGACAGCCAGUCGGAUUUCAAAGAGAAAAAAAAAACUAACGUGUAGAUAAUGAGUAUAGAGUGAAUGUGAGCCGGAAUUUAUUAACUGUUUUGCAUAUGCAUGUGUACAGCGUAGCGCAGUGAAACAGUGCGUGAUUUGAGUCCCUCUAACCUCUUCCUCUUCCCUUUGCUUCCCUGUUUCCCUACGUUAGUUCCUUUCCUCUCUCCCUAUUAAAGGAACUCUAUAAUUCUGGUUAUAGUAAGUGGAAAACUGCAAGAACAUCUAGUUUAGGAUCUAUUUAGCGAAAAUCAUUAGACAAUUAGUGUAAACGAAGAAAAAAUAAUAAAACGGGAUUGAGAAUAGUUAUGGUAACUAGUGCAAUCGAUUUGAUCAUUAUUUGCAAAGCAAACGACAUUUAAAACGAUUCAACCGAUCAUACCAACUGCAUAAAGAUCAUGCAAAAAAAAAACAUUACUUCAUGCAAUACAACUCGAAAUGGAAAA